Leucoraja erinaceus (little skate) is the source of this 2742-nucleotide messenger RNA. Its product is annotated as gastrula zinc finger protein XlCGF26.1-like. Gene Ontology annotation, molecular function: RNA polymerase II cis-regulatory region sequence-specific DNA binding; DNA-binding transcription factor activity, RNA polymerase II-specific. Gene Ontology annotation, biological process: regulation of transcription by RNA polymerase II. The coding region runs from base 760 to 2349 and encodes 529 amino acids. NCBI's taxonomy places the organism in Eukaryota, Metazoa, Chordata, Chondrichthyes, Rajiformes, Rajidae. The transcript is spliced from 2 exons. The record is from RefSeq and is a predicted model, not a curated record.
AUGCCCUGGGAAAUAUUGUUAUUGCGAGUCAUGAAAGCACUCUCACCCCCUUAACCAUCUUUCUUUGGACACAAUUUUGUUCUAACGCCAUUGUCUGGCGCACGUGUUUUCUUUGGAUCACAAUUGCUGCAGAACCACAAUAUUACAGUUCGAAAUUCCCACCCCUUCGAUGUGUUUUAAUUUGAAAAAAUAAUUCAUCAUGUCGCUUGAGGGAGCUAGCUGUGUUAAAUUGUCUCCCGAGUCUGCACACAAAAAGACCAAGUGACUGCUGUCCACUGGGGAACGUUGAGCCGGUGAUUUCAGAUCAUGUCCAUGGCGUCGAUUUUACCCAGAAACCUCCGCGCCCCAGAACUCGCCCUAUGUUGCAGGCGACACCAAGCGCGCAGGCGCGGAGAGCCCCGAUGUAGGUGCGGCCAAGGCGCGCAUGCGGUCCGUGGACAAAAGACUCCGGAGGAUCGGCGGCGGGUAGGAGCGGGGAUCCGGGCGCGGGAUCAGGCAACACCGAGGCCCGGCCUGAGGAGCGGCCCCCGGCUGCGGGGAGAAUCGGUGCGGCCCUCGGGGACACGGUGGCCCGUCACCUGGGAACGGUGCGGCCAUGGAAGCGUAAACAUGGAUUCCCUGCCCCCUGGAUAGUCUGGAUAGAACAAGCAGAGGAUUGAUGCUCAGGAAUCUCAAACUCCUUCAGAUAACCAGCACCUGAACACCUGGGAGGGAUUCACUGUGUCAACUGAGCCGACGAGGCACCAUAAAUUCCCCAGCAUGGAGACAUUAUUCACUAGCUCCAAGAGUGAACUGGGAUUCACUCAAUCUUCCCACCAGCAAGAUCGCGCUGUGGAAAAACCAUUUCUCUGUCCCGAUUGUGGGAAGGGAUUCACUCAAACAAACAACCUGAAGAGACACCAACAGCAAGUUCAUGGUGAGGAGAGACCAAUUCCCUGUCCAGACUGUGGGAAGGUGUUCUCUCAAGCCUGCCACCUGAAGAGACACCAACAGCGAGCUCACACUGAUCAGAAAACAUUUCCCUGUCCCGAUUGUGGGAAGGGAUUCUCUCAAGCCUGCAACUUGAAGAAACACCAGAUAAUUCACACGGGGGAGAAGCCCUUCAUCUGUUCUGUUUGUGGGAAGAGAUUUAGUGCAUCCUCUGGGCUACAGAGACACCAGCUGAUUCACACUGGGGAGAAGCCAUUCACCUGUUCUGAGUGUGGGAAGGGCUUUGUUCAAUUGGCAAACCUCAGGACACACUAUCAAAUUCACACCGGGGAGAGACCGUUCAUCUGCUCUGAGUGUGGCAAGGGAUUUACACAAUUAUGUGGGCUGCAGAAACACCAGCGAAUUCACAUUGGAGAGAGACCGUUCACGUGCUCUGUGUGCGGGAAGGGAUUUGCUGAUUUCUCUGGGCUACAGACACACCACCAGAUUCACAGCGGCGAGAGGCCGUUCAUCUGCUCUGAGUGUGGCAAGGGAUUCACUGAUUCUUCCAGCUUGCUGACCCACCGGCGAAUUCACACUGGGGAGAGGCCGUUCACUUGUUCCGUGUGUGGGAUGGGAUUUGUACAAUUAUCGCAGCUACAGACACACCAGCCUAUUCACACUGGGGAGAGGCCAUUCACUUGUUCUGUGUGUGGGAAGGGAUUUAUACAUUCAUAUCGGCUACGGUCACACCAAAGGAUUCACACUGGCGAGAGGCCGUUCGCCUGUUCUGUGUGUGGGAAGGGGUUCACUGGGUUGAACUACCUGAAAAAACAUCAACGACUUCACACCACGGAGAGACCAUUCCCUUGUUCUGUGUGCGGGAAAGUAUUUAUAGAUACAUCUCGGCUACAAUUACACCAGAGGACUCACACUGGGGAGAGGCCGUUCGCCUGUUCUGUGUGCGGGAAAGGAUUCGCUGGGUUGAACUGCCUGAAAAGACAUGAGCGAGUUCACACCGGGGAGAGACCGUUCACUUGUUUUGUGUGUGAGAAGGGAUUUAUGGAUGCGUCUCAGCUCAAAUCACACCUGCGGACUCACACGGGAGAGAAGCCCUUCACUUGUUCUGUGUGUGACAAGGGGUUUGGUAAAUUACAUGGGCUACAAAUACACCAGCGAAUACACACUGGGGAGAAGCCGUACACUUGUUCUGUCUGUGAGAAGGCAUUUACUAACUUAGCUGCGUUACAAAGACACCAGAGAAUUCACACUGGAGAGAGGCCAUACACCUGCUCUGAGUGUGGGAAGGGAUUCAUUCAGUCUUCCCAGCUGAAGACCCACCAGCGAGUUCACACUGCGGGGAAACCAUUUGUCUCUCCCAACUGUGGGCAGGUUUGCAUUGUUGAUCUGGAGACCAACCAGCAAAUUCACACUGAGUAGAGGCCGUUCACCUGUUCUGUGUGUGGGAAGGGAUUCACUCUGUCUCCCAACCUGGUGACCCUCAUGUGUGAGCACACUGGGGGAAGGCAGUGGUGGGGAGGGGGGUUGCUGAAUCUGGUUGCAAGUUCAGGUUGCAAGUCUACAAGUGUCUGCUGCUGUUGGAGUCUGUGGUUUCUGCUGCUGCUCAUCACGUCUAGGACUGAAUCUUGGUCACUGGGCUCAGUUGGGGUUUUAAGUUUAUUUUAUUGUUUUUGUCACGUGUACUGAGGUACAGUGAAAAGCUUUUACAUGGGGUGAAGCCUCGCGGGCUCUGGCAGUCGUGGAUGGGCCACAUGGGAGAGCCGGAUGAUGCACUGCAAGGCAUAAAAGGGGGGGGGGGUGAAGAAAAGGAGG